This is a messenger RNA of Suillus discolor, 3351 nucleotides long. RefSeq names its product putative aminoadipate reductase. Bases 1 to 3351 code for a protein of 1116 amino acids. The record is from RefSeq and is a predicted model, not a curated record. The transcript has 13 exons. Lineage: Eukaryota; Fungi; Basidiomycota; Agaricomycetes; Boletales; Suillaceae.
AUGGUCGCUUCAUAUCGAGGUCAUGUCAAUUACCCUCCCCUCGAUGGAUCUUUGUCCCUCCCUCAAUUGGUUGAAUUCAAUGCGCAACAUAACUCGGACGUCACUUUCUUUGUCUACGACAAACCCGACAGCAAUGACCUGGUCUCUAUCUCUCAUUCAGACCUCUAUCGAGCUUGUCAUCGGGCCGCCCAGGCAAUUAGACCAGCCUCCGCAGGCGCAGACAAAGAAGUAGUCGCCCUCAUCGCGAACUCCGACACCCUUCUUUACCAGACAGUAUUCAUGGGCAUAAUAUUCGCUGGGCUGGUUCCGUUCCCUAUGUCCCCCCGUAAUUCAGCGGCGGCAGUCACGAGCAUGAUGCAGAAAACAAGAUGCCGUCGUUUGAUCACCACUCGGCACUCUCUCGCUUCCCUAAUCGACGGAGUCGAAGCGGGUCUGCUAUCUGCCACUGAAACGAGCCAGCUGCAGAUUGACGAGAUUCCAGCGCUGAAAUACCUGUACCCAUCACUCGUUAGUGGUACUCCCAACGAGGCUAGUGACCCGUACCCUUCCCUAGGUCCGCCGUCGUCUGAGAACGAUGUAUUAUUCUACCUGCACUCCUCUGGCAGCACUGGCUUCCCGAAACCUAUUCCAAUAAGUAACUUGACUUCCAUCCACUGGUGCCUAACGCCAUCUAUCUACGACCUGACUAACCAUCCCACUCCUAUUCUCCUCGGUGCUGCGUCCUUGCCACCAUUUCAUACCCUUGGUAUAUAUAUUCAGCUGCUCGCCCCUAUCGCCACCCUGAGCAGUGUGUCUAUUUACCCGCCUACAUCCUUGCUCGAUCCCUUGGCGACUCCUAUAGUACCCAACUCGCAAAACAUCCUAGACUCUGUACUCAAGACGAAAACGAACAUUUUGCCAGUUGUGUCUGCCUUUCUGGAACAGUGGGCGUUUUCUCCGACUGCCGUCGAUGUUCUGAAGACUCUCGAAUAUAUUAUCUAUGGUGGCGGUCCUCUCGUGCCUAAGAUCGGAAAUACUCUGGUGAAUGCAGGGGUCAAGCUUUCUUGUUGCUAUGGCGCUACAGAAUUUGGUAUCAACACUCAUUCUAUCCGAAAUUCGGUGGAUCAAAAAUUUUGGGACUGGGUGCGAUUCGGACCCAAUUCCAAGAUCAGAUGGGCUCCACAGGACGAUGGUACAUAUGAAUGUCAAGUCUUGUUGAUCUUCGAACACGCGUUGAAUGCUCUUUUGCCGACAAUUCCAACGCAUCGAGUGUCAGUAGAGAAUCUUCCGGACGUCAAGGGUUAUGCUACCUCAGAUGUAUUCAUCAAGCACCCGACCAUUGAGGGUCUGUGGAAGAUUGUAGGAAGGAUCGACGACGUUUUGACACUCUCGUCCGGGGAGAAGACAGUACCAGCUCCCAUGGAAAGCAUCAUCUGCGCCAACCUCUACGUAACCAGCGCCGUCAUCUUUGGCCGUGGACGCAAUCAAGUUGGGGUCCUCAUAGAGCCACGAGCAGGGUGUGAAAUUGACGUUGAUGACGAAAAGCAACUUGCCGAGUUUAGGAACCGAGUGUGGCCGGACAUAGAGGAUGCGAAUCAGGAGGCUCCUGCCUUCAGCAGGAUCUUCAAAGAAAUGAUUCUUGUGACACACGGCGAGAAGCCCAUGCUUCGAGCUGGAAAAGGGACCGUCAUGAAGAAAGCAACCCUCAAGCUGUAUGAGGAGGAGAUCAAUGUCCUAUAUGAAAAGGUCGAGGGCAGCACUAGAGCAGGUAUCGAUGUACCUUUGCCCACAAGCUGGACUGCGGAAGAUGUUGAGGGAUGGCUCAAGGUCCACGCUGCUGCUGUGAACGCCGACAAGGAAGUUGAUCCUGAUGCGGACCUUUUCACUCAGGGAUUUGACAGUAUCUCUGCGACAUUUCUUAAAAACCGCAUUAUCGGCUCUCUCAGCUCAUCUUCAGAUCGUGACCUUCAGGCAUCAGCAUCACGGAUUGACCAGAACAUCAUAUUUUCAAGUCCUUCGAUUCGCCAGCUCGCGAGAAGCGUUAUUAAUGCGGUAUUGCAGCGGAAUGGUACAACUACCGUCGACGCCAAGGCCGAUAUCGAGAACAUGAUCGAGAGGUAUUCAGUCGGAUUAGGGAACUCUGUCACAGAGGUCGACACCACUCCAGUUAAUGGGUGCAGCCAAAGCGAUCAUGUGGUUGCCCUGACCGGGUCUACUGGUGGUCUUGGCUCGUACCUGCUUGCAGAUCUACUCCAGCGUGAGAACGUGUCUGCGGUAUAUGCCUUCAAUCGCCCGUCAAAGGGGGCAUCCAUACAACAACGACAGGAAAACUCGUUCAGAGAUCGCGGUUUAGAUUUCACCGUACUCCAAUCUGACAAACUAGUGUAUGUGGAAACUGAUACAUCCGAUGACCACCUAGGGCUGGAUAAAGAGUUAUACCAGAAGAUCUGCACGUCUGUCACUGUCAUCAUUCACAACGCUUGGCGACUCGACUUUAACCUAGCGCUCUCGUCAUUCGACACUCAUGUGCGAGGAAUGUGGAAUCUUAUAGAUUUGGCACUAUCUUCUCCGCGUCAUCCAAAGCCGCGUUUCAUGUUCGCAUCUUCCAUCUCGUCUGCUCAAAGUUGGGAUAAAGCGAAAGGACCAUUCCCUGAAGAAGUGAAAUACGACGCAGGGGUCGCAGUAGGUUUUGGCUACGGCGCGAGCAAAUAUGUUUCGGAAAGGGUUCUUGUCAACAGCAAGUUACCAGCAUCAUCAUUCAGAAUUGGACAAGUAUCGGGAGGACCCCCGCGAGGAGCUUGGUCUACGACAAACUGGCUACCGAUCAUCGUCAAAUCAAGUGUCAGUCUAGGCGCACUUCCCGAAGCUAAAGGAGUAAGUCCGUCACUAUCGAGGUUUGUGUCUUGGAUCCCUGCCCACGCCGUAUCAAAUGCCAUUCUUGAUGUAGCUUUCGCGGAAGAAGAACCUCCCAUCGCGGUGAAUCUGGUGCAUCCGAGACCGACUGCAUGGAAGACGUUGAUGCAGCCCAUUGCGGACGCCCUGGUUGAGCGCAAAGUAACAAGUUACCCGCUACCUCUUGUGCCAUUCUCAGAGUGGCUCGAAAAGCUCGAAACGAGUGCCAAGGACUUGAGCGAAGAGACCAUGGAACGCAUCCCUGCCAUCAAGCUUCUCAACUUCAUGCGUUCCAUGACUCAAUCAGACAUCGCGAUUAGGGCAUCCGGAGAGAUGCGAUCCGAAGCGGGUGGCAUGACUUUAUUCACCACUGCCGUAGCCGAACGCGUCAGUCCAACGAUGAAGGAACUGAAGUCGCUGUCUUCGGCAGAUGCGGCACAGUGGGUGGAUUAUUGGGAGGCAAUGGGAAUGUUUCAAUGA